Messenger RNA from Rosa rugosa (rugosa rose), 1236 nucleotides. RefSeq lists its product as uncharacterized. The transcript has a single exon. The coding region runs from base 1 to 1236 and encodes 411 amino acids. Gene Ontology annotation, molecular function: double-stranded DNA binding. The record is from RefSeq and is a predicted model, not a curated record. Gene Ontology annotation, biological process: chloroplast organization; regulation of DNA-templated transcription. Gene Ontology annotation, cellular component: chloroplast. NCBI's taxonomy places the organism in Eukaryota, Viridiplantae, Streptophyta, Magnoliopsida, Rosales, Rosaceae.
AUGUUUGGCUUUUGUUGUAGAAGAUUGCAAUUACUAGUUCCAAGCUGUAGCAGCAUUUCUCUUGAUUCUUCAGUGACCCAUUUUCAAAAGGCAUCACCUUUUAGCAGAUCAUAUGCAUCAUUAUUAGGAUCUGCAAUAGAUGAUAAACCCCAAGGUCACUCCUUUACAGUUUCAUACCUUAUAAACUCAUGUGGGUUAUCCCCAGAAGUGGCUCUCUCUCUGUCCAAGAAGCAGAAGAGGGUACAGUUUGAAUCCCCAGAAAAACCAGACUCGGUUAUUAAGCUUCUAAAACACUAUGGACUUAGUGAUACCCAUGUCUCCAAUAUUGUUAAGAAACGCCCAGACCUGCUCUUAGCCAAUGCUGAAAAGAUCCUUUUGCCCAAACUUGAGUUUUUCGCUUCUAUUGGCCUUUCGGGCACUGACCUUGCUCAGGUUGUCUCCGGCAACCCAAAUGUUUUGAACUUGAGCUUAGAGAGAAAUCUGAGACCCUGUUAUGAUAUGAUCAAGAGUCUACCUAUCCCGGACAAAAUGGUGGGUCGUGUCUUUUCGAAAUUGUAUCAGGGAUUCAUGGUCAGCGCAAAUGUACUAAGCAAUAUUGCCCCCAAUAUUGCAUUUCUGAAGGAAGUUCAAGUGCCAGAAUCCUCGGUCAAUCUGUGUCUGAGCAAUACCCUUUUUGCAGUGUCACGGGAAAACCAAAAGUUUAAGGAAAACGUGGAGAAAGUCAUCAGUAUGGGAAUAAGCCCGUCUUCUGCAACCUUUUUGAAAGCCUUGUAUGUGAUUUCUGUGAUGGAUCACUCGAAAUGGGUACAAAGGAUGGAAUCAUAUAAGACGACAUUCGGUUGGACUGAAGAUGUUUUCUUGUUGGCAUUUAGAAAAAAUCCAUUGUUUAUGGCAUUGUUAGAGAAGAAAGUUUUAAGUAAAGUUGAUUUUCUUGUCAAGAGAAUGGGUUGGCAGCCUGCAUUUGUAGCUAAAUAUCCUAGUGUUCUAACAUUUAGUUUGGAGAAGUGGAUUAUACCUAGGUGCAAAGUUAUUAGAGUGCUUCUCUUGAAGGGCUUAAUAAUAAGGGGAGAAGAUUCUUUGAUUGGUACUGCCCUGUUGGCUGGUAAGAAUUACUUCUUGGAUAGGUUUGUGAUCAGAUAUCAGAAGCAAGUACCUGAGUUAUUGAAUAUCUUUCAAGGGAAAAUGAGUCUUGCGGACGUUGGCUUAGGGUUUGAGGAAACAGGUGGAACGAAAUAG